AUGCGUUCUACUUUGUCCCGGUCGCUGUUCCACGCAGCACGAUCGUGCCCGCGCCCCUGCUCGGCGCUCCAUCCCUUUACCUCUCAAUUCGCCUUCUCCACGACCGCCAGUGCCAAUGGCCCCCAUCACAUCCAGACUAGAAUCCCCCCAAUGAAGCCCGAGCACCAAAACGGACACCGCUUCAAGGAAUUCGACCUGGCGGACCGGGUAUACGCCAUCACUGGAGGAGGAAGAGGCCUCGGCCUGGCCAUGGCCGAAGCUCUCCUGGAAGCCGGCGCCAAAGUCUACUGCCUGGACCGCCUCGACACGCCGCACCCCGACUUCAUGGCGGCCAAGGAGCACGCAGAGGCGAACUACGGCGGCAGCCUGGAAUACUACAAGAUCGACGUGCGCGACGACGCCGAAGUCAACGCGACGUUCGCGGAGAUCGCGGCGCAGCACAAGCGGCUCGACGGUAUGGUCGCGGCGGCGGGCAUCAACCACCUGCAGAGCGCGCUGGAGCACUCACAGGUGGCGCUGAACGAGGUGAUGCAGAUCAACUACAACGGGGUGUUCAACUCGGCGACGGCGGCGGCGCGCCAGAUGUUCAACUACCAGCAGAAGGGCUCGAUCCUGCUGGUGGCCAGCAUGAGCGGCUUCAUCGCCAACAAGGGCAUGACCUCGCCCGUCUACAACUCGUCCAAGGCCGCCGUCAUCCAGCUGGGCCGCAGCCUGGCCAUGGAAUGGGGCCGCCACGGCAUCCGCGUCAACAGCCUGUGCCCCGGCCACAUCGUCACCCCCAUGGUCGAGCAGGUCUUCCAGCAGAACCCGGCCGCCCGCGCCGUCUGGGAGGCCGAGAACAUGCUCGGCCCGCCUCGCGUACCCGGAGGAGUUCCGCGGUGCGGCCCUCUUCGCCCUGAGCGACGCCAGCAGCUUCAUGACCGGCAGCUCGCUGCUGAUUGA
This is a messenger RNA of Aspergillus terreus NIH2624, 942 nucleotides long. Its product is annotated as putative short chain dehydrogenase/oxidoreductase. Gene Ontology annotation, molecular function: oxidoreductase activity, acting on NAD(P)H, oxygen as acceptor. The record is from RefSeq and is a predicted model, not a curated record. The transcript is spliced from 2 exons. The coding region runs from base 1 to 942 and encodes 313 amino acids. Lineage: Eukaryota; Fungi; Ascomycota; Eurotiomycetes; Eurotiales; Aspergillaceae. Gene Ontology annotation, cellular component: intracellular anatomical structure.